UUCUUUUCUACCCUCAUGUCGAAGGUUCCGCACCCUGACUUGCACCUUGCACGACUUGACGUGCUGCCCAUUCGCCCCCGCGUGCUUGCGCGACGCGUGUGCGUGCGUGAUCCGCCGCGGGACACUGUCGAGGCCUUCAAGACAAUGCUGGGCGACCUCAGCUCGGGUAGCUCGGAGGCCACCUAUCUGCUGCCCGCCCUGUAUUUCCUCCUGGACACCGCUAGCAUCCCGCCGGUGGAACAACUCGCGGAGCUCUCUCCCGCGCUGGAGAAGGCGGUCGCUGACUGGGCUGCGUACCUCGCUUUCUUCCUCGCCAAGGUAGACCCCAAGCCGGGGCCCGCGUAUACGGCCACGUGGCUUCGUGUUUUCCCGUGGAUCGAGUUUUUCGGCACUUAUGGCCCGUCGUUGCCGACCACGCCGCUGGGGCCUGCGUUCGUGCAGGCGUUUCUGUCUCACGGUGCCGAAGCGCGCGUAAUCGGCCUCGAUGGCAUAAACGUGUCAUUCUCCUUCCUUGUUGGGCAGGAGCUGGCUGCUAUGUUCAACAGUGCGAGGAUUGUGGAAGAAACUGGGGCUGACGAUGCCCGCACGAUUGUCUUUGCGUUCAUCGAUCCGGGCAAGGAAGAGGGCACCGAUGAAAUGGACGUCCCGUCUUUUCUGGAGGGCGCCGGCGGGAUGCAGCGGUGGGCCGCCGUGUUGGGCGGGAACCUGCGCAAAAUAGUCCGGAAAUGGGCAACGCCCACCAACUCAUGGGUCACCGAGCACAUGAUGACAUGCAUCGAUGCGUUCGUUGUGGCGGCGCGCACCACCCUCUCUGUCUUGGAAGGCGAUGAGGCCGCCUACGACCGGUUUCUCGAUGGUCUGGCGGCAGCGCGCUUCCCCGCUGGGCUCACAACCGCGCUGGGGGUCCUCGCGAGGCCAUGCGACACUGCAGACAAGAGCAUUCAGGCGUUCCAUCAGGAGACGCAAAAAGAGGCCCUCAUUUUGCUGAGGCUAUUUCUCGAUGUGGGCAUGUCCCGCACCCUGUUGUCAUGUGCCACGCGCGGCCUUUUACCAUCUCUGGCGGCACUUGCAUCCGCGAACACCGCCACGCUCGUCCAAGACGAAGUGCAAGAGAUACUCAACCAGUUGCUCUUCCCGGAGCUUGUCAAUCCGCAGGUGGUCCGAGUACUUGCCAAGGACACCGAGUUCCCCAUCGACGAAAUUCCCUUCGCUGCCCUCCGACAACGCUUUACCGCAUUCAUCGCCCAACUCAAACGGCAAACCGAGCUCGUGGCGCUGUGGGCUGAAUGGAAGCAGCACGACUGCAGGCUCUGCGACGGAGUUGCGUGCACCACGCAAAGCGCCCACAACGGCGUGUGUUCCACGUGCCACUUCCGCGCGUACUGCUCCCUGGGUUGUCAGCGGUCGGACUGGACCACGGGGCGUCACCGCGAAAUGUGCCCCGAGUACCGCGAAUCGUCGCUGGACUCUGACGAGCGCACAACCCCGCAAACGCGCUCGUUUCUGCGCUUCCUGAUGGCGGAGGGCUAUUCUCAAAACUACCCCGGCCCCGCUGCGGGCCCCAACAUUGCACUAUUCGACCACCGGCAGGGGGAGCAUUCGUUUCAGGGGCAGUACUUUGACGCACUCUCCGAAGCCGCUGUGCUGGAGGGUAUCCUCGACGCAGGGAUGUGGGCGGACUACGGCGCCCGUGCGGCCCGGGAUGUGGCACUCGGCAUUGGGUGGAAUAUAUGUCUGCUGGGAAAGCAACACUACGACAGACCGCUGGUGUUUAUCCAUCGGGUGGUGCGGACUAGUUAG
This is a messenger RNA of Mycena indigotica, 1800 nucleotides long. RefSeq lists its product as uncharacterized. The record is from RefSeq and is a predicted model, not a curated record. NCBI's taxonomy places the organism in Eukaryota, Fungi, Basidiomycota, Agaricomycetes, Agaricales, Mycenaceae. Bases 16 to 1800 code for a protein of 594 amino acids. The transcript has 4 exons.